Messenger RNA from Theileria parva strain Muguga, 4803 nucleotides. RefSeq lists its product as uncharacterized. Bases 1 to 4803 code for a protein of 1600 amino acids. The record is from RefSeq and is a predicted model, not a curated record. The transcript is spliced from 2 exons. Lineage: Eukaryota; Apicomplexa; Aconoidasida; Piroplasmida; Theileriidae.
AUGUUUUUACAUAAAUUUGUACUAUAUAAUUUGUUGAUUCUAUGCGUAAGGACUGUUAAAAUCGUGAAUAAACCAAAUUUGUACAAUAGCUCAAAUAAGUUCACAAUUCAUCGAAAUAAAAUUAAAAAUGACAUUUUUUUCAUCAACCAUUCUUGCAAAAAUGCUGUAAACGGAUUUUAUGAUAAAAUUGAUAACAAUUUGAUCACACAUGAAAAUGUGUUAGAAGAUUCCACCGAGAUUCCAUAUAAUAACUCACCACUUAACUUUGUAUUUUAUAGCACAAAUGAUUCAAAUGGUUUAAAUUACGCGGAUCAGAAUAUUUCGGAUAAAAAGUACAAUAUCUCCACCGGUGUCGCUGAUAUUCCAGUGGAAUAUGAGCAAUCUGGUUCGGUUAGUAACAAUACUGGCAACUCACAGUUGUAUAAAGCGAUUGGUACUAAACAGUUGAAUAACACCUAUAAUAAUGGUGAUACUAAUUUCUUACUUAAGGAUGUUGAGAGCAAACUAUAUACGUGUGCUUUUGAUGGUCACGAGUCUUUGAGUAAUGUUCUUGAAACUUUAUCUGGUCCUUUGGAAACUGUUUGUACUCAUAUUCACAAUGAGCAUAAACAGCGCUUUCCCUGUAAGAUCAACGAUAAUUUUGAGUUUUCAGCCUUUAGAUCAAUCAGAGCAUUAAUUUAUUUGGUAGGAUCAAGGCUACUUAAUAUAGCAAAAAUUGCUAGAAAACACUCUAAUCUGCAGUGUGAGAGUGACGAAUUGGAUGCGGAAAAUGAAAAGUGUGAAGAGACUAUUAGGUCCUUUGUUAGCACUAACGUUGAGCAGUGGGAGAAGUUAUUGACUAACACUAAGGAUUUUGGAAUGGAUUCGAUUAAAUACCCUCGAUUCACCAGCUCUGAAGAGUCGUUGGAAUACAUUAAAGGCGUUUGGAAGUACUUUAACAUUAAAAUUUUCAACAAUUUAUUACCAAGUUGUGACUUGAAAUUUUCUUUUUACAAAUCACAAAAUUUGCUAAACAACGCAAUAGUUAGAACAAGAGAACUAUUCAUCAUUAAUAGAACAAACCUACUGGAGUUUCCGGAGAUUUUAUACCCCAAUGAACUAAAUUCUUUGCCCAGUUCUCUGGGAAAUUGUGUAUUUCGAUCAAUGGUUAAGCUGUUUUUGGACAUUUAUUCACCAUUCGACUUAGUUGACACUGUUACCACAGUAUUAAACGGAUUCAGAUUUGUUGAAAGUGGUACCGGUCAAAGUGAUCUCAAUUUCACAGUAAUUCAGUCUCCAUUGGACAAAUUAGUAGAGUAUAAUCCAGAUUUAAUGGCCCAAAUUAAUUCAGACCACUUCAUUUUAGAGGAAGAAUCGGAUUUAAAUGAUCCAAAAUCAAUUUCCUCAAGCAUUGAUCUUAGUCCUUUCCUCCCAAACUCCUUCUUACCCAUAACAAAUACCAAAAUUAACUAUGUAGAAAAUGAUAAUGUAAAUGGUGUUUCUGAGGUAGUAGCAAAUGAAUUUUACAAAUUGUUUGACCAGUCAUUCAAAAAAAGACAAGGAAUUGAUAAUUUCUGGUUUAGGGGCGAUGAUGUAGUUGUGCCUGUGCGUGAUAUAAAAAGAGCAUUGUUAAUGGGUGGGUUCGAGCAAUUUACAGGACUUUUCACUCCAGUUAUGAACAAACUAAUGGAAUUAAAGCCAGUGGAAUUGAAUUUUAUACAAAAUCGGAUUAUUACAGUUUGUGUUGAUUUUCUCAACUCGCUAGUUUCACUGCAAAACUAUUCCCUUAACUACUCGUUGACCAGGAACCCCAGUGUAAAUGACAUCAUUGAGAGAGCUAACUUGGAAGUUGUUCAAUGCAUUCUAUUUGUGAUGGGAUUGCACCAGAAAUGUACCACUAAUCUUAACUUAUAUCCCCUCGCCAAUGAUUUCAUACGCACAAGUUUCCUCACACAGUUAUUAAGCAAUGAUGAAAUCACUGUCAAUAAGGAUAAUAAUGAUAAUACCGAGUAUAAAAAUAAUACUAUAAACACUAUCGAUAAUAUAGUCGGUAAUGGUAGUAAUAGUGGUUCUGAUAAUUUGGGACUGGUGUAUAAAAAGUACUUGGGGCAGAAUGAGGAGUUUGUGUCUUUUAUAAAUGAGUAUUUGGAUGAUUCAGUUCCUUCUGACGAUCCUGAUGCCCUGAAAUUUCUUGUGAACUAUUACAAUUUCAACCUCUUCUCAGGUCGACUUCCCAUAAAUAUUGGUAUAAAGUUUGUUAGUUCGGAUUAUUUAUCAUCUAAUGACGCAUGUGGAAUCCUUAGAACGCCCACAAUUUACAUAAACGAUCUCGUAAAAAGAGAUAAAAUAAUAGUUUCGAGAGUAAUUCUGGAUGAAAUGCUGAGAAUAUUUUUGAAAUACUGUAGCAAACUGACCUUUAAUGAGGGAAGUACCGGUCUCGAGGACAUGUUGGAGUCUAAUCUGGAAAAUCGAAUGAAACAACACUUUCUUAUCUCAACCAACGAUUCAUUUCCAUUCCAACUCUUAGACCUUUCAGAAUCAGUUAGCCCAAUCAAUGACAAAAACAACUUUGUAGAAAAUGACAAUGUAAGUGGUGUUUCGCGCGGUGAAUUAAACAGGGUUGGCCCUGAUGGACUAAUGGGAAAAGGUUAUAAGAUGUGUAAAAAUAGAUUAACUGAGGUAUUUAAGAGCAGCCUUGGCCCUGAUAACUUUGUAUAUCAACUUCACAAAUCAUUGGUGACUGAAGAUUUGGAUAAGAUUUGGCUUGAAAAAAGGCUACCAAUUUCUCGUUUUCUAUCAUCGCUUGUUACCGGCAACUUUCAUUUGUCACACAGUGUCAUAUCUAAUCCAGCUUCCAUAAAGGUUACCUCGAAACUUAAAUUGACCCAGUUAAAUCUGUUGGAAAACAAGUUUAAACACCACAUCACUGCCUAUCACCACUUGAUCAGAGAGUUAUCCAGGCACAACAACAUUACCUCUUUGAUUUGGGAAAGUUUGGUAAUAGUUGACUUGGCAUUCUCUGACCUAAGAGAAGAACUUAUCAAAAACAUAUUAAUAUACACCCAAGACUUAAUAGAGGCAAUUACCAACAUACUAAAUACCUUCACCAACACCACUAAAAUACACGAUCUUCUAGAUUAUAAUAUUAAAAUACGUAAUAACAUUGUUACUGACAAUGCUAUGGAUAAUACUGUUAAUAAUAUCAGCAAAGUUGAUAAUACCGAUAGUAAUUACAGCAUUACCAAUACUUCUUGUGGCACAGUUGAUAGUAGCUCCGUAGAAAAUAAAGGUAAUGUUAGUAUGAGAAAGGAGACCGGAAAUGAUUUAUUUGAUCUUAUAAAUCAGGAGAGAUUGACCAGAGAUGAACUUCAAGGUGUUAUUCAACUACUUUAUGACAGGUACAAUAAAUAUAUAUUCGGAGGAGUGUUGCCAGAUGUUGAAAUUCAAUUUGUCCCCCUGGGUGAAUUAUCAGAAUUAUCUAUAGAUUUUACCACCUUUUCAGCCCCUAAAAUCCUCAUUAAUCAUCUUCUUACGGAAAUUAACCUAAUCAAUAGCCAGUUAGUGAUUCAAAUGUGUCAUUUGUCCUAUUACUACUACAGACACAAUGUUUCGGAGGAACUUGGUGAACUUGGCAUCCAUUAUACCUCAGUGUACAACCUCAUACACUCGAAUAACGAGAGAAUUAUUAAGAGUAAGUUAAUACCUUUUACCAUAGAGAAAAAACUGGCCAAAACAAAGGAAAAGAAAACCUUUAACCAAAACUAUAUAGACCUCAUCACCAAUACAAUUGGUAAAAAUAACAAUCCGAUGGAUAAAAAUACCAAUUAUUUAAACUGGUUGGUAGAAGACUUUGUGGUUGAAGUUAUUUUGAGCAGGAAAGAACUGAAACACGAUGAAAGGUAUACUAACUUUUACGAAGAUUAUCACACACUCAAAUCUUUUGCCACUCAUUACUUUAACUCAAAAUUAGGCUUAGAAAUAACUGACCCACUUGAACAAACUAAUUCACAGAGCACACAAAAUAAACAGAAUGCACAGGAUAAACAGGAUAUAUCUGUAGAAAAUGAUAAUGUAACUGUUUUCCCGGAGGGACCAAUAACAGAAGACUCGUCAUUAGAGAUCUUGGAUAUGAUGAAAAAUAAUUGGUUAAAGAAUAUGUUGGCCAAGUUUGAGAAAAAGUUACAUGAAAAGGGAAUUAAGCUCUUUUUAAACCUUGAAGAGUUUGACUGGAACUCCCUUCUGACCGAUGAACAACAAGAACGGGUAGUUAAUUACAUUGCAAAACAUCCCGAACAAAGCCUAUUUUCUAUAUUAACCAAAAGCAAUGCAUUAACACAACAACAAGUUAUUAAUAUUUUCACCAGAAAUACUGAUUAUCCCCCUCAAAACUCCACACGGAACUUUAUAGAUAAUUCUAAAGAUGAUUCUAUACAAAAUUCCGCCCAAAACUCCACACAAAACUCUAAAGAUGAUCGUCAAGAAAAUUCUGUAUCAUUGGGAGUGAAUUAUGUUAACACGGUGAAUAGUGAAGAAUUUAAUUUGGAUCCUGAGGUUCAAAAAACUAGUAUUGAUGUGGAGGAAUUGAUCAGUAAUAUACUGAUGGAUGUAGUGUACCAACUACCUGAUCAUGAACACGAAACGUUUUUGAACUUUUUUAACAAGUUGCUAGACCAGGAUUUCGUCUACUGCAGAAACAUUCUAAACUCUCACGAAACCCCUUCUCUUCUCCUUAAAAGGGCAUUUGAAGCUCUGGAAUCUAUACACCAUCAUCAGAUUGUCGAUGAAGACGUCCGUAACAACAUACUUAAUUUUUUACACAUGUAA